Molecule: messenger RNA, 1877 nt
Organism: Sciurus carolinensis (gray squirrel)
Lineage: Eukaryota; Metazoa; Chordata; Mammalia; Rodentia; Sciuridae
Gene: Hddc3
Product: HD domain containing 3
Exons: 5
Coding region: 18-482 (154 amino acids)
Molecular function (GO): guanosine-3',5'-bis(diphosphate) 3'-diphosphatase activity
Source: RefSeq, a predicted model, not a curated record
CCAAAGCUUUCUGUACGAUGGGCUCGGAGGUAGCGCAGCUGCUGGAGGCUGCAGACUUUGCGGCUCGGAAGCAUAGACAGCAGCGUCGGAAGGAUCCGGAAGGGACCCCUUACAUCAACCACCCCAUCGGUGUGGCUCGUAUCCUGACCCAUGAGGCAGGAAUCACUGACAUUGUGGUCUUACAGGCGGCCCUGCUUCAUGACACAGUGGAAGACACAGACACCACCCUGGAUGAGGUGGAGCUGCACUUUGGGGCACAGGUGCGGCGCUUGGUGGAGGAGGUAACAGACGACAAGACUCUGCCCAAGCUGGAGAGAAAGCGGCAACAGGUGGAGCAGGCGCCUCACAGCAGCCCAGGGGCCAAACUGGUGAAACUGGCAGACAAGCUGCACAAUCUGAGGGACCUGAAUCGCUGCAUCCCUGAGGGUUUCUGUCUGCUCUUAUGCAGGAUGGUCAGAACAUCGAGUCCAGGAAUACUUUGAGUGGGCAGCACAGGUGGUGAAGGGGCUUCAGGGUACAAACCAACAACUGGAAGAAGCUCUAAAGCAGCUGUUCAAGGAGCGCGGGCUGACACUCUAAGCAGUGCUAGGAGCCAUCAGUUCUCAGACUCCACCCUCCCCAGGCCAGAUGGGAUUCAUAUUUAAGCUUUUCAGUGCCUCCUGAUCUCCCUCACUACUUCGCUCAGCCCAGAUAUUGAAGGUUAAAAAUACUUACGUUUUCUCACUUUGAAGGUCUCCCCACCAACUAAACUGAGCCCGGAAUGUGGGAAUCAGAUGUACCCCACCCAUUUCUAAUGCAUUCACUGCCUUCCCCUAAGUCCUGGGUCUGUUUACUAUUUUGCAUGGUGAGCUCUCUGGUCCCUUAGGGACUUGAGCUUGUGUAAACACUGUUUUAGAUGUCAUUGUGGAAAAUAAAGCAAGUGGGGUAAAGUUUAAGUUGCUCUCCUCCUUCUCCAGCCUCCUCAGAGGACAAUGUUGUAUGCUUGCCCUCCACAAGGCAGGGUUCCAAAAGUGUGUUCCCGGUGUCAGCUCCCUCAGGUUGAGGGUUCAACCCCUGGAGCCUGGCUUCCUUAUCAGUCAGUGGGGUUGUGUCAUUAUCGGGGUCAGAUUACGAGACAGAAAGGGUCUCCAUUAACAUAAAUGGGAAGUAGUGCCACCGCUUACUGGCAACCCUGUCUGGGCACUGAGAGGCUGCAGCACCAACAGAAGCCGGCCAGUGGGGAAUCUCUGUUCUCUACCCUAGCCCGCCAGAACUCGGUGAUUGGCAGGCUACCUUCGCCCUAUGGGACUGCAUGUUCCCGCGGUUGCUAAGCAACAGGAACUUCCGGACGCCCCGGAAAUGGCUCUGGUUAGGCGGUUCCGGUGAGGGAGGGAAUCUUAUUGGUUUGCUGGUCAACGUAUAGCAGCUGAGGCCUUUUUAGCUGUCUUUAGGAGCAAGCAAACUUGGGACGAAGAGGUUGUUAUAUCAAAGUCCGUUUUAUGUAGGACCACGGUGGUUAUUUAACCCAAGUGUAGGGUUCCUGGAAAAAAGUAGGUGAAGGGCAACAAAAACUGACCUUGAAAUCAAACUGUUUCAAGAUGGUCCCAGGUAAACAGAUGAACUGCGUUCAGCGUGAUCCUCGUAAGGCAGACCAGGGUAUGAGAUCCUCAAUGCAGGUGGAGAAUGAAGACAGAUGCACACUGCACCAUGGAGGAUGGGCCUCAGAUGGAGAAAGUGCUCUGAGUCAUACUGUGGUCUCCCAACAACACACCAUAUCCACAGUGCCAGCCUGACACUCAGGACCAUGGUCCCCACGCCUCUGUCAACUGAAGACUACUUAAGACAGCUCCCCCACACGUCACACUCAUGGAUCUAUGUAGAAUUUUCCUUCAAAGCUA